This is a messenger RNA of Scomber scombrus (Atlantic mackerel), 1566 nucleotides long. RefSeq names its product homeobox D10a (gene hoxd10a). The transcript has 2 exons. Bases 68 to 1093 code for a protein of 341 amino acids. Gene Ontology annotation, molecular function: DNA-binding transcription factor activity, RNA polymerase II-specific; RNA polymerase II cis-regulatory region sequence-specific DNA binding. Gene Ontology annotation, biological process: regulation of transcription by RNA polymerase II. Lineage: Eukaryota; Metazoa; Chordata; Actinopteri; Scombriformes; Scombridae. Gene Ontology annotation, cellular component: nucleus. The record is from RefSeq and is a predicted model, not a curated record.
UUGUUUUUCCUAGAUAUGUCAGUUUACAAAGGACAUCUCUCUCCUCCAAAGAACUUAACCCCCAAAAAUGUCCUUUCCCAGUAGCUCACCUGCGGCAAACACAUAUUUAGUGGACUCUUUAAUUGGUGCUUGCAGGACGGACAGCUUUUACGCCAACAGCAACAUGUACAUGCCGUCUGGCUCAGACAUGGGAACUUACGGAAUGCAAACCUGUGGACUCCUGCCGUCUUUCGGCAAAAGAGGGGAGGUCAACCACCAAAAUAUGGGCAUGAAUGUCCCCUCGUACAUACCUCAAAUAGAUAACUGGACUGAUCCGAAUAGACCCUGCAGAAUAGAGCCGCCCAGUCAGAUGUCAAACUGUACAUUUUCACAGAGCAUUAAGGAAGAAAGCAACUGCUGCAUGUACUCCGAUAAGAGAGUGCAAAAAGUCAGCUCGUCAGACGUCCCCGCAUAUCCUAAUGUUAUUCCUGAGUCGUGUCCAGUCGAUGGUCCCGAGAUCCCGGUUCCGGGCUAUUUCAGACUGAGCCAAACUUAUGCAAACGGGAAGCAUCAGGAAAACUACUGUCAUGAUCCACCGAGUCCAAACCCAACACUGAUGCAGCUCAGCCGGGUCACCCCGAAACCGCAGUCUUCCUCCUCCUCGUCGUCUAAUUUCGCAGAGGUGGAAAAGGAAAGUGAGGACUGCCCGAAAAUCCCUGAUACCUCACGGACACCCGUACCCGUAGAAAGCCCGGAUCCCAAGUCCAGCUCGGAGGAGAAAAAGUGCUCCAUGGAAGCCCCUGUGUCCAGUCCUGAGCUACACCACAAGGAAGGGAAAGACUGCAAGACUAACGCACCAACAAGCAACUGGUUAACUGCAAAAAGUGGGAGAAAGAAAAGAUGUCCCUACACAAAGCACCAAACCUUGGAGUUGGAGAAGGAGUUUCUGUUCAAUAUGUAUCUGACCCGAGAGCGCCGCCUAGAGAUCAGCAGGAGCGUCAACCUGACCGACAGACAGGUCAAGAUCUGGUUUCAGAACCGCAGGAUGAAACUGAAGAAGAUUAACAGGGAAAACCGCAUCCGUGAACUCACCUCAAAUCUCACCUUUUCGUGAGCUUGCAUGUACCAGUGACCAGUGGUUAGCUGUGUUAUUAUUUUUUAAAUGUUCCUCUCAUAUUCAGUUUGAUGCUUCAGUGGCAUUGGACGUUUAUCUUCAAUUUCAACGAAACUGUGACUGUAUGUGCCAAUUUUAGUACUUUGUGUGGCGUCGUGUAUUUGUCUUUGUUUUAUCACAGGGUAACACUUCUUGGUCUUAAAUUAUUGGUGCAGUAGAUUUCUUCCCUUUGCCAGGAGACAUUUAAUUCAAACUGAAGAAGAAAGAUGUCGCAACGGCGAGCUGUUCGGAAGGAGUUACUCUGUUUCAGUCAUGAAAGCACACUGAUUGUUGUGUAGCGCAGAUUUGGUUUUACAGUGGGUGCGAGCCAUUUGCUAAAUGUUUCUAUGAGCCUCUAAAAGUGACUGAAAACAAGGUUAAUCUGUGAAUUUAUUGCAUGUUUGUGGCAUGUAUCUUGCAAUAAAUAGAUGGUC